AAUAGGCCUGGCAAUUGGCAAACCAACUAACCCCCCCUUUCUGUCUCUCACCUCACCUCAGGUGGAUCACCCACCGGCGUUCCCCAGCUUUCGAUCACCAUCAUCAUUCAUGCCAAUUCCUUCUCUACGCUUUCAGAUCUAAGCUUUUCAUUCCUUCCUCAAAUCACCUCCAUUUUUCCCCUGUGUUUGUUGGACCUACCUGAUUUAAGCCCUAGAUUCUCCUUCCUUCGAUCUUCUUUUCUAUGGCGUCCAAGUUGUCAUCCCGCUCUAGAGGAGGCGCCCCUGUAAAGCCCAACUCCAAGGAAACCGGCCCUAAGCUCGAGGAAAAUCUUAACAUCUUCAAGUCCGAUAAAUUCGACGCCGAUGGCUUUGUCAAUUCCAAAUGUAAUUCCUUGAACGAGAAGGAGAUAAGGCAAUUAUGCUCAUAUCUAUUGGAUUUGAAGAAAGCUUCUGCAGAGGAAAUGCGUAGGAGUGUCUAUGCUAAUUAUACUGCAUUCAUACGCACAUCAAAAGAGAUAUCAGAUUUAGAAGGUGAGCUACUGUCGAUAAGAAACUUGCUAUCUACUCAGGCUACCUUAAUUCAUGGUCUAGCUGAGGGGGUCCAUGUUGAUUCUUUGUCUAUCACUGUUCCUGGUGGUUCCUCUUCAAAUGGAUUAUCUCCUGAUGUAGACAGAGAUCCUUCAGACCUAGAGAAUUGGUUAAUUGAGUUCCCUGAUAUCCUUGAUGUUCUGUUAGCUGAAAGAAGAGUGGAGGAAGCUUUGGCUACCCUUGAUGAAGGGGAACGUGUAGCUUCUGAAGCAAAAGAAAAGGAUUCACUGAGUCCUGUUGUUUUGAAGUCCUUGCAGACGGCUAUAACAGAAUGUCGGCAAAGACUAGCCAAUCAGCUUGCUGAUGCUGCUUCUCAACCUACAACACGUGGCAGUGAGCUUCGUGCAGCUAUUAGUGCUCUUAAAAAGCUUGGAGAUGGCCCUCGUGCCCACAGUCUACUGCUCCAAGCACAUUAUCAAAGGCUUCAAAGCAACAUGCAAAAUCUUCGUCCUUCUAGCACCUCAUACGGGGGAGCAUAUACAGCAGCUAUUUCGCAACUGGUAUUUUCUGUUAUUGCUCAAACAGCAACUGACUCUAAUGCUAUUUUUGGUAACGAACCAGCUUAUAGCUCUGAGCUUGUGAUGUGGGCUACGAAACAAACAGAAGACUUUGCUCUUCUUGUUAAAAGACAUGCAUUAGCUUCAUCUGCUGCUGCUGGUGGGUUAAGGGCUGCUGCUGAAUGUGUUCAAAUAGCUAUGGGACAUUGUUCUUUGUUGGAAGCUCGUGGUUUGGCACUGUGUCCCGUGCUCUUGAAACUUUUUAGGCCUAGUGUUGAACAGGCGCUUGGUGCAAAUUUAAAGCGAAUUGAAGAGAGUACUGCUGCAUUGGCUGCAGCUGAUGAUUGGGAUCUUUCUUCUUCCCCAACUGUUACUCGUCUAUCUGGAAGGCCUUCAAGUACAUCCCAUAAUACCAUAUCGGCUUAUCAACAUAAGCUCUCAAGUAGUGCUCAAAGGUUCAAUUUGAUGGUUCAGGAUUUCUUUGAGGAUGUAGGGCCACUGCUAAGCAUGCAGUUGGGCGGUAAAAUGUUGGAGGGAUUGUUCCAUGUGUUCAAUUCUUAUGUUAGCAUGCUCAUUAGAGCACUCCCGGGCUCCAUGGAAGAAGAAGCAAACUACGAAGGCUCUGGGAAUAAAAUAGUUCGGAUGGCUGAGACUGAAUCCCAACAAAUGGCAUUGCUUGCAAAUGCAUCCUUGUUAGCUGAUGAGCUAUUACCUCGUGCAGCCAUGAAGCUUACCCCUGUAGCACAAGCCAUUUACAAGGAUGAUCCUCGUAGAAGACCCUCAGAUCGGCAAAAUCGACACCCUGAGCAAAGGGAAUGGAAGAGGCGUCUUGCAAGCAUAGUAGAUAGAUUGAAGGAUAGCUUCUGCAGACAACACGCUCUAGAUCUUAUCUUUACUGAAGAUGGUGAUAGCCAUCUGACUGCAGACAUGUACAUAAAUAUGGAUGGAAGUAUUGAGGAAAUAGAAUGGUUCCCUUCUCCAAUAUUUCAGGAACUUUAUGCAAAACUUUACAGGAUGUCUGCUAUAGCAGCAGAAAUGUUUGUUGGCAGGGAACGUUUUUCGACAAUGUUAUUAAUGAGGCUUACAGAAACUGUCAUCUUAUGGCUUUCAGAAGACCAAACUUUUUGGGAUGACAUUGAAGAAGGACCGAGGCCCUUAGGUCAUCUCGGCCUACAGCAGUUCUAUUUGGAUAUGAAGUUUGUUAUCUCCUUUGCCUCCCAAGGACGUUACUUAUCUCGAAAUUUAAAUCGAGUCGUGAAUGAGAUCAUAUCUAAAGCUCUUGCAUCCUUUGCUGCAACGGGAGUGGAUCCAUAUGGUGUACUUCCUGAGGACGAGUGGUUUGGUGAUAUAUGUCAAGAAGCAAUAGAGAGGUUGAGCGGGAAGCCAAGAUUAGCCAAUGGGGAACGAGAUCUAAGCAGCCCGACUGCUUCUGUUUCAGCACAAUCAAUAUCAUCCAUCAGAUCUCAUGGGAGCUCCUAAGGCAAUUGAUUUCCCCUCUUGUAUAUCUGGGAUCUGUCUGCUGCAACAUUUCUUUUGUAAUCAUAGAAGUUUAUUUUUCAUUUUAGAAUGCUUUGCCUUUUGUUCUCUCUCUCUUAUUAUCAUAUCAUUGUGUCAGAUAUCGGGUAGUUUCAUCAUUCUCACAAGUUUAGGAAUUCUUUCUGUUCUCCGGUAGAGGGAGCAUCUAAGCAUGUAAAUUUGUCUUUUUUUUGUUUUUAACCUUUUGAGUGCAAAUUUUUUGGUAUUCCUUGACUGGUAGUGUGGGGGAGUUGUAAUUGAUUUGUUGCAAAUAAUUUGGUUUUGCC
Messenger RNA from Cynara cardunculus var. scolymus (artichoke), 2887 nucleotides. RefSeq names its product exocyst complex component EXO84B-like. The transcript has 7 exons. The coding region runs from base 243 to 2564 and encodes 773 amino acids. Gene Ontology annotation, biological process: Golgi to plasma membrane transport; intracellular protein localization; exocytosis. Gene Ontology annotation, cellular component: exocyst. The record is from RefSeq and is a predicted model, not a curated record. Lineage: Eukaryota; Viridiplantae; Streptophyta; Magnoliopsida; Asterales; Asteraceae.